CCGUUUUCGGCAGCCAUCUUCAAUAUCUACUUGUUCGUUCACCGGUUCUGUGAAAGGUCUCAAGUGAAUGAAAAAUCUAAUUAAUUUUCAAAUUCUCUCUAUUUAGAGAGAUACAUACCCAUUCAAGCGUUACAACCACCACGUAAGUUCCUAUAGGAACUAGAAAGUAAAGGAUGCAGUACAACGGCUUCCAUAAUCAACAUCCUAUAUUCAGACCUCGAACAGACCGGAAUGAACAAUUCGCUAAAGUCCCAUUUAUUAAUGGGAUUCAUGAUUUUGGAGGACCAAAGAAUUUUGGUCCCAGAAACAAUAUGGGCAACAAAAACAAUUUUCGCCCCAGAACAGAAUUUAAUGGUGUAAGAAACGAUUUUAACAAUCAAAGGAAUGACCAUGGCAACCAAGGUGACUUUGGCGGACCCAAAGAAUUCAGGCCUAGAAACAACUUCAACAAUCACUCACAAAAGAAGAAUGAUAAUGAUGGUGACAAACAGCAAAGGGGAGGCAGCAUUCAAUUUUUUAAUGCUAAUAAGGGUGAUUUUGGAGGUCCUAAACAACAAAAUUUUCAUAAUAACAAAAAUAACUUUGGAGGGAAAACUUUCAGUAACCAAAAUGGACAACAAGCAAACAACACCCAGCAAAACUUUGUUCCAAAAAAGCAAUUUAAUAAUAAUGAAAGACAACAAUCUGGUGAUUUCAAAGGCCGUAAAUUGCAGAGUCAGAAAGCUAAGCACCCUGGGGACAGUUUGGUAAAGCCGAUAUGGGAUAUGGCAAAUCUUGAACCCAUUCAAAAGGAUUUCUAUAAACCACAUCCUAAUGUUGAUGCACGAUCUGAUGAAGAAGUACAGCUAUUCCGUGCUGCUAAGGAGAUUACUGUGAGUGGCAAUAAUAUUCCUCGCCCCAAUCAAAUGUUUGACGAAGGCAAUUUUCCUGAUCAUGUCAUGAAUACUAUCAAAGAGCAGGGUUGGUCAGAACCUACUGGUAUUCAGGCUCAGGGAUGGCCAAUAGCUUUAUCUGGCCGAGAUAUGGUUGGAAUUGCUUCUACAGGAUCUGGCAAAACACUUGCAUACAUGCUUCCAGCUGCUGUUCAUAUUAUGCAUCAACAGCGCAUUCAAAGGGGUGAUGGCCCUGUUGCCCUCAUCCUUGCUCCGACCAGGGAGUUGGCUCAGCAAAUACAAUCGGUAGCUCAGGCAUACAGUGCACGCGGAUGUAUCAGGAAUACAUGCCUGUUUGGAGGCUCUCCAAAAGGUCCCCAGGCCAGAGAUUUGGAGCGUGGUGUAGAGAUAGUGAUUGCAACACCUGGACGUUUAAUUGAUUUCUUAGAACGUGGUACCACUAACUUACGUCGCUGCACAUAUUUGGUCUUAGAUGAGGCUGACCGAAUGUUGGAUAUGGGAUUUGAGCCCCAGAUUCGUAAGAUCAUUGAACAAAUACGCCCAGACCGACAGGUAUUGAUGUGGUCUGCCACUUGGCCAAAAGAGAUCCAGGCAUUGGCUGAAGACUUCCUCAAUGACUAUGUUAAGGUUAACAUUGGGUCAUUAAAUUUGUCUGCUAACAACAAUAUCAAACAAAUAGUUGAAGUUUGUGAAGAACAUGAAAAGGAAAUGAAGCUUACCAAUUUACUGAAAGAGAUAGCUUCUGAACGCGAUAAUAAAGUUAUUGUUUUUGUGGAAACAAAAAAGAAGGUGGAUGAUAUUGCACGGGCUGUACGUCGCAAUGGUCAUAAGGCUUUGGCUAUUCAUGGAGAUAAGUCACAACCCGAACGUGACGCUGUAUUAACUGAAUUUAGAAAUGGUGCAACUACCAUUCUAAUUGCUACUGAUGUGGCUGCUCGUGGUCUUGAUGUAGAAGACGUAAAAUUUGUUGUCAACUUUGAUUAUCCAAAUUCUUCAGAAGAUUAUAUUCACAGGAUUGGUCGUACUGGCCGCUGCCAACAGUCUGGUACAGCAUACACAUUCUUCACCAGUGGCGAUUCUCGCCAGUCCCGUGCUCUUGUUGCCGUGUUACGUGAAACCGGGCAGAAUCCGCCAAACAGACUAAAUGAGAUGGCAAGGAAUAAUAACAACAACACUGGCCGUAAUCGCUGGCAACAACGUAAAGAAAACAACAGUGGCUCCAGCUCUCCACGUCAGCAAAAUAAUAAUCAGUGGAACAACAAAAUGGCUACAGCGACCAAUGAAGACAAUAAUCAGAACAUUUAUCAAAACCGUAAUAUAAAUCAGCAACCACCGCGUUUCUCUAAUCAAAAUCAAAUGACUCAUCAGGGUUUCAGGCAAAAUAACUAUCAGAAACCAGUACCUUUCCCAAGCCCAAAUGUAUUUGAAUCUAUGGGUAAUUAUCAAGGUGGAUACAACAAUGGAUAUCAGAAUGGAUACAAUAACCAGAAUGGAUAUAACCAGCGCCCCUACAACAAUGCCCGUAAUGGUGCCCAGCAAUACCGUAAUAAUAACACCAGCAACAAGUCGGCAGGAUCAGGGUCGACCUACGGUUCGCCUCCGCCUCAUUUCGCCACUCCACAACAUUAUACAGCAAUGCAUACUCAUCAGGAAAUGCUUGGCGGCAAGUUCUAUGGUGGCGGCGUGGGCGGCGGUGGUCCGUGCGGCUACCAGGCGGGGAUGGGGGCCAGCGUUCCGUACGCGCACAUGGCUCCGGGACCUCUGCUGUAUGCCGCACCCGUGCAGCAGUAAUUUCAGCAUCGACCACAUUUUCCGUACGAUACUAAAUUGGCCUCAAUCCGUGUCGCUAAGCUUUAUCGUAAUUAUUAGUGAUAAAUUUUUCUCUCUGUACCUCACGAGGAAGUUGAUUUUUAUGUUUAAAUUCUUCAAUAGUUGGUGUUUUAAUGUCAUUAUGCUUAAAAAUUAUCCUUACACCAACAAGAUUAAUGUUGAGGCCUGUUUUUCUUAUGAGCACUUUUUUUUAUUUUGAUUAGAAUAUUUCAUUGUAGAUCUGAAUGAAGACUUCAAAAUAAUUUGUCGUUAAUAAUAAAGUAUAUUGACGAAUUCUAUUUUUUACUUGCAGAAUUGAUUUUGUAUCGUCAAUGAAUCCGAUAAACAAAUGUUUAAUGCAUAACUCUGUGAAUUCUCUUCAGAUCCUUUUAAAUUAACAAAUGUAAUAAGUGUGUUAGAUUUAUAAGAUGAUGUAUUCUUUGUUGGGUCGAUUUCGCUUCUAGCCGUUCUAUACAUUAUAAAAUAUAUAAAAGCAUAAUGUAUCUAGUAAUAACAGUAAACCUAAGAAUUGCUGGGAUAAAUACUAUAUUGAUACAGACGAAAUGACCAAUAUAGAAUACAAGAAAAUUAUUACAAUAAUAUUAUGGUGGAACAACAACUGUAGUUCUGCUUUUAGCUUUUAAUCAUUAUAUUUGUUAGAGUAGUUGGUGUGGGUACCCUCUUGUGUAAUCCUGGGUGCCUUUCGUUUUUUUUAAAUGUCUGUAUGAUGUACGAAAUGCACGAAACAUGUAGAAGAUGAGUGAAAUUAUAUGGGGAGGGUUUUGAAAUACAGAAAUGUUAUCUGACAUAUUUUAUAUAAAUUAUUUUUUAUUGUUAAUGAUUGAUCUUAUCCAGUGUAAGAGUGGGACAACGUAGACUUAGAGAAAUUAUUAAUACUUAAAACGCAUUAAAUAAAAAUGCUUCUUGAUAUAUAUAUGUAUAUAUAUAUAAAUACACCAUAAUAACAAUCUGUAUUGCCAGAUAAAUAUGUGAAUAUUUUUCUUAUGUAAAGUGAUGUCAAUGACAUUUCAAGUCACUGAUUUCGAGGUUAUUUUUUUAUUAAAAAUUAGAUCUUGAUAUACUUGAAUAUUUAUGUCUAGGAGUAUUAGUCUAUGUCUAUUGGACUUGGACAACAGUUGUACUUUAACAUGUUCAAACUUAUUUACCAUACUCAAAAAUGUAGAAGAUUGUAAAUACAUGCAUUUAUCUUAGGUCGAUUAGUAUUUUGAAUGCGAUGAAUAUAAUCUAACAGCGUUUACUUUAUUUUUAGCAAAAUAAGGUAUUCUUCAUAUUGUGUUUUUGAUUAUUUUUUUAUAGGAUGGUCGUUUCAGAUAUUUGAACUAUUUUCUUUGUACGUAAACGGGUUCUAAGGGGUAAGGAUAGGAAUGAAUAGGUACAAAUUAUAUCUACUGAAACACAUUUUAUAUUAUCUAGAUUCCCGUUACUGUCCAAAGAUUUGGAAAAAUCUGUGAUAUUUCAUUACUGUAACCUAUCGUUGCGUUGGUCAAUUGUUGAUACAUAAGGACACUUCCCGUGGAGUGUUACUAGACAAAAAUAUAUUUUUUGACUAUAUGAAAGAAUUUCAUGAAUGUUUGUGACUACAAAAGUUCGCAAGUCAUUCACAGAUAUAAUAUAUAAUAAUUGAUAGAUGUAAGAUUUAAUAAUUUAUUGUUAUUCAAUUUAGUUUUCAGUUAACUGAUAGGUGACGAAAUUGAACCAGUUCAAAGGGACGUAAACGUUAUUAUCUAUAUAAGUAACCCGUACAAGUGGUACAUCUUGAAGAUAUUAUGGUGUAUAGUCAAAACGGGAGUCGAACCGAUUAAAGGGGUGAAACAACGUGUUGUGAAUCUCGUGUUUGUAACUGAUUGGAAUGCGAGAUUUGCUUUAUUUAUGUACAUUAUAAGAGAAAGACUGCCAUGAAGGGAUUUGUAUAUGUGCAUAAAUUCAUCUCGAAGAUGAUUUCCUAUAUACUAGCCUGUGUGCGGACCUGUGCCGUUUGUGGUGAAGAUGGUUUGCGGUCUAAAAUGUGUGUGUGACGUCAGAGGACGUACCAGGCUAUGUAGUUGUGUGCGUAUUAGAUUGGCCAGUGUGUGUUGUGUCCGGUCUGGUCGCGGAUAGCAGGUAGCUCCUGUAUUAUUAUGUACAAAGUACUGCACCCACCUCUACUAAAACAACUGUGAUAAUAACACUAAGUAGCUUAGCAGGCGAUUUAUUAUACUAGUUACGUCCAAGAGAAGGGAUGACAUCAUAUCUGACAUACUGUAUUGUGAUAAUAUAUCAGGCGUGACCUCUUGUCGUUACGUUUUAACUUAAAGUUUUCUCUAAACAAGACUGAUUAUUUCUUAUUGAUAAAUAUUUUAUACAUGUUCCACUUUGACUGAAUGAAUUAAGAUGUCUGUAUAUUGGUAGUAUUCUUGUCUCAUCGCUGUGUGUUCUCAAAAAUUGAGUAUUCACUAUGUUGGAUAUGUGUCAAAACGCCUUUCUAUGCGGUCACCAAAUUGAUGAGGGUCUUUUAUGUUUAAUUUGUACAAUAAUUUCUACUUUCCUUUGUGAUGGAAAAUGUUGUUGACAAUUAUGUGGCAGCGCCAGUUGAACACUACCUUAUAAAGAGUAUAUUAUAAUUUGUUGUUUAUUUGCAAAAUUUUAUUUAUUCAAGCAGUAGGUAACUCAUAGGCAAUCGUACUUUCGUGCUUUACUAUUUAAGAGUUUAUUUUCAAAAAUGAAAAAUGGUCGUGAAAAAUAUACAUAGAAUUUUAAGUAUGUGGCAAUGCAGAUCUUCAUUGAUUCUUACUAUGAAUGACAUAGUUUGUAUUUAUUCAAUUUAUAACAUAAAAUGGAGAAAGGCUCCUUAUAAAACUGUCCCAAAGGGAAGUCUUCUGAAUGUUUCUGAGAAGUGCAUUUCUUCUAUGUAAUACAGUAUUAAAUUCAGAUUAAUAAAUGGAUGUAUAAUUAUUA
Messenger RNA from Achroia grisella, 5657 nucleotides. RefSeq lists its product as uncharacterized. The transcript is spliced from 8 exons. Gene Ontology annotation, cellular component: nucleus; ribonucleoprotein complex; cytoplasm. The coding region runs from base 174 to 2684 and encodes 836 amino acids. NCBI's taxonomy places the organism in Eukaryota, Metazoa, Arthropoda, Insecta, Lepidoptera, Pyralidae. The record is from RefSeq and is a predicted model, not a curated record. Gene Ontology annotation, molecular function: RNA binding; ATP binding; RNA helicase activity.